AUGUACAAGUGCUGUAAGCAGUUAUACGAAAAAGAAGACGAAAAAAUGGAGAAGAAAUUUAAAACAGCCUUCUACAUUUCAGCAUUAGAACGGCCAUUAGAUGACUAUGAAAGUCUCUGUGCGCUUCAAAAGUUAAAUGGGGUGGAGCUGGGUGAAACUUACUUAACACGAUCUGCAUGUACUGAAUUCAUUGAGCACAUAAGCUCUGUUAUGAAGGAGGAUCUCGCAGACAAAUUGAAGGAAUGUAACUUUUUCUCCCUAAUGAUUGAUGGAAGUACAGAUCAUGGUGUCAUUGAGGAAGCCAUUAUGUAUGUGCGCUACUUGGAAAAGUCAGUUGGAAGACCGGUCACUGCAUAUCUUGGAAUCGAAGAACCUAAGGCUGGAACUGGAAGAGGUUAUUUAGAUGCGGUUGAUUCCUGUUUCAAAGAGUAA
Molecule: messenger RNA, 432 nt
Organism: Porites lobata
Lineage: Eukaryota; Metazoa; Cnidaria; Anthozoa; Scleractinia; Poritidae
Source: the annotation of a GenBank genome assembly